Molecule: messenger RNA, 3334 nt
Organism: Spizellomyces punctatus DAOM BR117
Lineage: Eukaryota; Fungi; Chytridiomycota; Chytridiomycetes; Spizellomycetales; Spizellomycetaceae
Exons: 10
Coding region: 36-3134 (1032 amino acids)
Biological process (GO): mRNA processing
Cellular component (GO): nucleus
Molecular function (GO): RNA binding
Source: RefSeq, a predicted model, not a curated record
CUGCGAUCUCCCCGUCAUUGUUAUUGGUUGGUACCAUGACAAGCCGGUCGGGUGGACGCUACGGUGAUAGAUAUAUUGGAGAGGAGGAGAGAGAGCGACGUCCGGGAAAUGCAUCUUUUGUGACAUUUGGAACUGAGCAGCCGCUGGAUGCAUCCGAGGUCCGGGCGAAAGACAGGAACAAGUACCUUCCGGUUCACUUGCAAGAGCCUCGGGAUGAAAAGGGGCGUAAGCGAUUCCACGGUGCAUUCACCGGCGGGUUCUCAGCGGGCUAUUUCAAUACCGUUGGCACCAAAGAGGGAUGGACACCUUCUCAGUUUGUGUCGAGUAGGAGCUCCCGUUCUGCCCUCAAUACUGCGAAACCAGAAGAUUAUAUGGAUGAUGAAGAUCUUGCAGAAAUGUCGGGACGAAUAGCUGCAACCGAGGAAUAUGAUAUAAUAGGGGGAACGGAGCGCGAGUUGGCCAGGAAACGGGCUGCUGUAAGCACGAUGGAAAAAGAGCAGAAUGUCCUCGGCCAGUUACCUGGUCGACUCGUGGAAGAUCUCAUUGGUCCUCCAAAAGACCCUAUUGGCAUCAAACUGCUAAGGCAGAUGGGUUGGAGAGAGGGCCAUGGGGUCGGGCCGAGAGCGAAGAGGAAACGGAAGACGGAAGAAGACGAUAUUUAUGCCGCCGAGCAUGCCUUUGCACCUAAGGAUAUUGCUGUCGAUAUUCUCAAACCUAAAACUGACACUUUCGGGCUUGGAUUCGAUCCGUUUCAUAAUGCCCCCGAGUUUGCUGGCCGCAAGACAGUACCCGGUGCGCAAGCUUUGUCGGAAGGUCCGGAAAAGAAGAAACCCAAGAGUGCGGGGAGAGCGGGCUUUGGGGUAGGCGUUUUCGAAGACGAGGAAGAAGACUUGGAUGUGUACGGAUCCGGAAUGACCAAUUACGACAUGAUAAUUGACGAUGACGAUGAUGAAAUGCACCGUUUGGGCCAAAAGCUUGGCAGAUCCGCAUCUAAACGAUCAAUGGCCCUAGCGACUUCCCCAUCGGCACCAAUUGUUCAAGCGGGAUUGUGCAGCGAUGGACGCCUUCCUAUUGUCGGGUUUCUUCUGGCAAAUAACACCUUGCCUGAACCUACCUGGUACCCCCCGCCAAUACUUCCGACCGAUUUUAUUCCCCGUCACACGUUCCAGCCAAAUACACCUUCGGCCUCUCUCCGACAACCACAACACCCCACUGUUGAUCAGUUUACGCACGCAUCUCGACAGGGACGGCAAACAGAGCUGACAGCCGAUCAGCGCCGGGAUAUCCUAGGAGAGGAGGCUUUAAGUGGUCCCCAACGCUCGGUAUUUUCUUACUUGCCUAUCAAGGAACAGGAUCGACUACAAGCAUUUAUAGAGAAGGCAACCAAAGCUAGGGACGCCCUGAUUCCUAAGGAGCCUAAAGAGGCCAAGCCUUCUACUUUGGGGCCUGAGGUUGAGAAGGAUACGGCUUUGGCAGCACUAAAAGGUUUCAUGCCAUUCGGUAAUGACAUAGCAAAACAACAAAGAUAUCGUCGUUUCCUAGAGUACAAGGCUGGAUUGACAACGGACGCUCCAUUGCCGCCUCAGCAUCUGAGCAAGCAGGAUGUCGCACACGAGCUCCUGGAGUUCUCCAAAGCUGCCCUGAUCUUUAAACCACUGUCUUCCAUGAUGGCAGCACGAUUUACUUCGUCGUCGGUAGAAACGGAGGAAAGAAAGCCGGAAUCAAAAGAUGUAUCCAAUGAGGCGGCAAGAAUGAAAAUGUACGGUCGAUUAACUCGAACACGCACAGAGUGGCGACCGGAUAAACUCCUGUGCAAGCGGUUCAAUGUGGCGGACCCAUAUGCGAGCAAGACAAAAAAGCAAAAGCAAGACGAGGACGAGGAUGAUAGAUUCCGCUCCACGGCUCGAUUACAGCAGGACAAGCUCUUGGAGAAAGAAGUGUUGAACCCUCGAGCAAUGGACAACUUGAUGGCUGAACGGGAUCGCCUAGUCAACGAAGGAAAGCUUGGUGGGAGCGCCGUCAAUGGAAUCGCUGGUAUCACCCAAGAACCAGUGACGGAGAUGUUAACAAGGGAAGCUGUACCUGGACAGGUGUUCGUGCCAACAUCCGCUCCUACCAAACAAGAGGAUGAAGGAAUAGCCGCUGAGUAUGAGCGACCUCCGAUGGAUAUUUUUAAAGCCAUUUUUGCGGAUUCAGAGGAUGAGGAUGAGGAUGACGACUCUGGGAGUGACACCCGCGAUCCUAAGUUGAAUGAGGUGCUGCCACCGGUCGAAGUUCCCAAGCAGGCAUCUGCCGUACAUGUUAGCAUCUCCGUGCCAGCUGAUACGGUGUCCGCUAAGCUUCCACCGCCUACCUUCCGUCCUCUAUUUCGACGAAAAGAAGACCGCGGUAAAACCAUCUCACAAACCAGAGGUGGUGUGGGGUCUGAUACGGUAUCGGGUGCUACAAUUCCGGAAGAUCCUAGCACAACAGAGGGAGAAUCAUUACCAGUUGACAAAUCUAGUAGAGGGAUGGCCCUUGCUCGCUCAACCUCAGAAGUGGAGCGCAAGGUUGCAAAGUCUAACUUGUCAAAAAGUCCCAGUUCAGAAAUGAUGGUGGUGGAAAAGGCGGCAGAAGACAUGCCAAUAGAACCGGACCCAGAGCGGCAGACGUCUUUUGGACGACCUGCCUUAAGUGAGAAGCAAUCUGGCGACAUAUCAUUGGAUAAUGACCAAGAAGAGAAAAGCAGAUCCCACGACUCGGAUGAGAUCGAUGACGGACGACAAGAGAAGGUGAAAAGGGCUAAAAAGGAAAGAAAGAAAAAGCGGGGGAGCAAAUCCAGUCGCAAGCGGGAGCGGGAAGGGAGGGAACGACACAAGCGGAAGUAUCGAGACACAACGAGUGAAGAGGAGGAGGAGGAGGUUUGGGUCGAGAAAAAAGUACAGACAAUUCCAGUGGAAAACAGCUUUUCCAGUAGCACGAGAAACUGGUCGCAGUCUACGGAUGCUGUCGAUGCACGCAGGAGGUCCAACAUGGCGGAACCGACUCAGAUUGAGAAAUCCGCGGACAAUGAAAAGGACGGCGCCGUAAAGCGUUUCCAUGAAGAGGAAUCAUCGAGAAAGCGGGCAAGAGCAUCCGCUGCCGACUUUAUGUAACUGAUUAAUCAAAAUACAAUCAUGAAUAGGGGGCCAGCUGCUGUAUGUAGACUGGCCAACGCCGAUAUGGCACUACCAAUACCCCCUUGAAUCGCUCCGCGCAAAAUUCCAUUAUUAUCUACCACAAAAAUACUCCAGUCAUCACUCUCCUCGCAUGUGCAUUCCCAGCCAUUCCUCCUCCGUCAUCCCGUCUGGUUUCU